Molecule: messenger RNA, 2472 nt
Organism: Wasmannia auropunctata (little fire ant)
Lineage: Eukaryota; Metazoa; Arthropoda; Insecta; Hymenoptera; Formicidae
Product: RING finger protein 212B-like
Exons: 5
Coding region: 1012-1719 (235 amino acids)
Biological process (GO): homologous chromosome pairing at meiosis; protein sumoylation; reciprocal meiotic recombination
Cellular component (GO): synaptonemal complex
Molecular function (GO): SUMO transferase activity
Source: RefSeq, a predicted model, not a curated record
CACAUCGUUGCUCGGUUCUCUCGACUAUUCCCGACUAUUUCCGAGGCGGACUCGUCGGCUCGGCGCGACCGACUUGAAGUAGUUGAAGAUGCUACGUUGCGACUCCCAAAAAGUUGCUGGUUCUCUUGAUUUGAUUUCCUGCCGCGGAAGCGAGAGUCGACAGUGUCUUUAGGGAUGCGCAAAACGAUAAAUUAAAUAAUAAGUUGAAAGUUUAUCGAUAUCGAUCAGCAGGCGAUUAACUUAUCAAGAUUUAAUCGGCGAUUAAUUUAUCAAGUAAUCAAAUAAAUUGAGAAAAGACUAAUGAACGGUCAUCGCAAAAUCUUGGUGCUUCUAAUAUUUCUGUAUUAAUUUUACAUAUAUUUUCUAGAUUCAAUGAACUGCGUAUGUAAAAUUCACACAUAAAUAUUAGAAGCACCAAAAUCCUAUGCCUGUGACCGCUCAUUGACCUUCUCUCGCUAAUUUAUUAAUAUUAACGAAUUUAUUAAGUAUAAAUACAUGUAUUAUACAUGCAUGUACUACUUUGUUAACACGGAUAGAAUUAUUAUUAUUUCUUUUUUGUUUAAAGAAAUGUUUUAAAGAUAGAUUAGAUUACAAUUUAAUUGUUUACACUUUUAUAAAUGCAACUUAUUUAAAGGAUUCAAUUUUAGAAAUGUAACAAAAAGUUUCCUCGAAAUUCGUAGGAAAUAAAAUCAUCGCCAAUUUUUUUUUACCCGUGAGUCACGAAUCUACCCUUAUUAUUUAAACCGUGAAGAUAGGCGGAAACGUUGAACUUCAAUUGUUUCUUAACGCUAUUUCGAGUCGCACUCUCCUUCUGUUCCCAUAAAUAGAUAGUGUUCGAUUAAUUAAGCCAUUUCGAAUCGUAGCCUUCUUUUGUUCCCAUAAGUAGAUAGCAUUCGAUUAAUCAAAUUGAAUAUAUACAUGAGAAUAAUUUCAAUUUUAUCCAGCAUUAUAUACAUCCAGUAGAUAUAUACUUCAUUUUUUGCGUCUGAACGAAGGAAACGUUUGCCGAAAAUGAGCAAAGAUUCGCGUUCCAGAAUGUUUGACAACAUUAUUUUGAUCUGUAACAAAUGCUACUCCCCGACGUACAGGGGAAAACGUCCGUAUCACAUCACGCAGUGCGGUCAUAUCUUCUGCCAGGCUUGUCAGCAGCAAUGCACCACCGUCGAGAAGCAACCGUGUCCGCAGUGUCGGCGCACCGACAUCAUAUCGGUAGGGCUGGAAGAUCCGUUGCCGCCGCAGGUCACCCCGUUCUUCCAUUCCAUGCUCGAGAUCCUGGAAACACUGCAGAAGGUGGAAACGUUCCGCGUCGGCCAGAUGAAAAUAGUGAUGCAGCGCUUCUUUGACAUCGAUAAAAAGUACGAGAUCCUGAAGAGCCGGUACUGGAUGCAGCAGCGCAAUUUGAAAGUGUUGACGGAGAAGUACAUGAAUUUGAAGAAGGAAUACGAGAAGACAGCUGCGGCUCUCAACAAGAAGCUGCAGUUCGCCGAGGUGCAGAGGGAAACUCCGCAAUCCCGCAUGUACCGCGUGAGGGAGACGCCCGACUCCGGUAUCUCAUUCAUGCAUCACUCGAGCACAGGGAUGACAGGAUACUCUAUGGAAUCGUUGAAAUCCGCCACAACACCCAUAAAUAUAACACCCAUCAUGCCGCUAUCGCCAGAUUUAAAGAAACAGAAGUAUAGAAGAACCGCCGAUGGUUUUCGCGUACCCCGCCAACCGUAAACCUUCGAAAUAUAUCGUUUCCUAAAUAUAUCGUAUCGAAUUGAGUUAUAGUAUUAUAAGACACAUUUAUUUCUUUAUUAGUCUUUCAUAAUUAUGUUAUUUUGAGUUCGUCUCAUUUAACUUAUAUUUAAGCGAAAACGCGAACUUUCGCCGUAAUAAAAAAAAAAGAAUUAAAUGACGACCUCGUUAAACAUACGCGAAAAAUGUAAAUUUUUUUUAUUGUAAAUUCUGACGAAGAUUAUGUUACGUUCUAGACACAACACAAAGUCUAAAAUCGAUACUAAGACGUCUUUUAUAGUCGAGUCAUCUUUUAAAUAUCUUUUAGACAAUUCUCGCAGACGUUGUCUGGGGUAUUUGAAAUAGACGUUCUACUUUGUAUUAUCUCGUAUCGUGUACAUUUUUAAUUACGCGAACUUUCGUCGUAAUUUAAAAAAAGAAAAGAAUUAAAUGACGAUCUCGUUAAAUGUACGAGAAAAAUGUGAAUUAUUUUUAUUGUAAAUUCUGACGAAGAUUACGUUACGUAUUUGAAAUAAACGUUCUACUUUGUAUUAUCUCGUAUCAAAGUACAUUUUUAAUUAUGCGAACGUUCGUCGUAAUUUAAAAAAAGAAAAUGAUUAAAUGACGAUCUCGUUAAACGUACGAGAAAAAUGUGAAUUAUUUUUAUUGUAAAUUCUGACGAAGAUUAUGUUGCGUAUUUGAAAUAAACGCUCUACUUUGUAUUAUCUCGUAUCAAAAUACAUUGAAUUUUUUUUU